AUGCGCUCCAAGAUCCUAGCUAGUGUCCCCUGGCCUGUACAGGUGAUUGUCGGCAACAUAAUCUACAAUAAGAACGUCCGUAAUAUGCAGGGUCAAGGCACCGGCCUCUUUUCGGGCGAGGAAAUCGCCGCAUUCCGGCAGGAACUCUGGGAAUCUGUUGAUAGGCUUGUAUCGGCUGCGUAUGUCCAGCGUCGGGAUCGAGAGGGGCCGUUCUGGGUGUGGGGCGGUGAUGCACCCACCGAGGCUGAUGCUGUGCUGUUUGGAUGCUGUGCUGUUUGGAUGCUGUGCUGUUUGGAUUUGUGGUGUCUGGUUUGGGCUCCGGAAACCAAGCAGAUUGUGAACAGUUGCCCGGCGUUGGUGGAGUAUUCUCGGGGGAUUCAUGACAAGUACUUCCCAGAUUAUCAGCUUUAG
Molecule: messenger RNA, 411 nt
Organism: Penicillium verrucosum
Lineage: Eukaryota; Fungi; Ascomycota; Eurotiomycetes; Eurotiales; Aspergillaceae
Exons: 2
Coding region: 1-411 (136 amino acids)
Source: RefSeq, a predicted model, not a curated record